This is a messenger RNA of Haliotis rufescens (red abalone), 1199 nucleotides long. RefSeq lists its product as uncharacterized. The transcript is spliced from 6 exons. NCBI's taxonomy places the organism in Eukaryota, Metazoa, Mollusca, Gastropoda, Lepetellida, Haliotidae. The coding region runs from base 24 to 1127 and encodes 367 amino acids. The record is from RefSeq and is a predicted model, not a curated record.
GUCCCAUCCUACUUACCAACUCCAUGAAGAUGGCGCUCCCAGUGUGUAUGUUAGUUACCCUCUUGGCUCUGACACAGAGUAUCAAAACAUCGGCCUUUCGAGGACUUGAUUUUGCUUCAGUUUUUGAAGGGCAGAAUUUUGCUCCUCCAGUCAUAAAUGAACAGAAUCGUUCAACAGAGAAAACGUCAAGUUUUGCAAAACGUCUGACGGAGAUAGAAAAACGUCUUACUGCUUCCAUCAAGGACGGAACGACCACGUUUGAGACUGAGACAGCGACCAAACUGGACAGCCGGUUGGAUGACCUCGAGAAACGGCUAGAAGAAUCAAAGACAAAUGAUACAGAUGUGCAGGAGACGAAGACAAAGGUAGAGAAGAUGGGAGAGACGCUAGCGAUCCUAGAAAACAAUUUGUCAUCUGUUAGUGAAGUCGCAAGCACCGUGGGACAACGUCUGGCUGCCUCUUCAGAGAAAAAUGAAAAGGACAUGAACAAAAUUAUCUCCAGGUCAGCAGCAACUGACCACAAAGUGACUGCUAUUGAGGAAAAGGUCGGAGCCAUGAAAUCGAAACUUACUGAUGUGGAGAGCAACUUUCAAAAGCUUGAAGCAGUGGUGAAGAGCGCGAAAUUGGCACAUGAUGACAAACAACGAGGGAAUAAGGGGACUGGCGUCAGAGCAGGAAACGAUGCUACAGGUAAUAUGGGGACUGGCGUCAGAGCAGGAAACGAUGCUACAGACGCACGGUGUCCAUCCGACUUUACCUAUGAUCAAAGUACCAAACUCUGUCUGAAGCUCCUGAGAACACCCAAGACGAGUUCAGAUGCCAAUAUUGACUGUUUGAUGCAAGCAGAUGACGGAAGGCUGGUCCAGAUGGAAACCCGGGAAAAGCACAUUGCUGUUGUAAAUUUUCUUCACACGCAAGGACAAAGAUCAGAUGUCUUCGUUGGAGGUGUUCGAGACAAUGGCAAGUACACAUGGUUGGAUGGAACCGAGAUCACGAACGGUAACUGGUGCCCUCAUCAACCUGAGAACAGAGACUGUGUGAGCCUGUGGCGUGCAAGAGGCUUCUGCCUAGACGACUCAUGGUGCUCAGGAAGGAACCCUUACGUAUGUGAGGUCCCUCUCGAGUAAAAGAGAAGGCUGCACGGGCAUUUUCGAGACGUCCUUUGAAUGUUUUCAACUGAAUAAAAUAUUCUGCAUGGC